This is a messenger RNA of Alligator mississippiensis (American alligator), 3168 nucleotides long. It is a transcript of the gene TMEM59L, whose product is annotated as transmembrane protein 59 like. The record is from RefSeq and is a predicted model, not a curated record. The coding region runs from base 38 to 1009 and encodes 323 amino acids. Lineage: Eukaryota; Metazoa; Chordata; Crocodylia; Alligatoridae. The transcript has 8 exons.
CGGCGGCCCGGAGCGGAGCGGAGCGGAGCGGUGCGGGAUGUCGGGGCGCUGCGCGGCGCUGCUCGCCCUCGGCCUGGCGCUGGCGGCCGCCGACCCGCUCUGGCCGCCGCUGGGCGACACCCGCGCCUGCCGGGGCCGCUGCGGCCGGGCGGCGCGCGGGGACGCUGUUCUCAACGCCUGUUACCGCGGGUGCCGGCUGUUCUCCAUCUGUCACUUUGUGGAUGCGAGUGCGGAGCUGAACGCAACCAGAGCUGAGUGUGAAUCAGCUUGUGUGGAAGCCUACGCCAAGGUGGAGGAGCAAUUCGGCUGCGUGACAGGCUGCAGGAAGCAGCUGCCUGAGAUGGAGAGCAAGAGAGACAAGAGUCUGGAGCUGAAGCCUGCAUCCUUCUCCAUGUUCAACUUGGUUUCCACCUUCUGCAACGACAUUGUCAGCUCAGCCCAGAGCUUCAUCUCCUCCACCUGGACCUUUUACCUGCAGGCGGACGAUGGCAAAGUGGUGGUGUUCCAGUCCCAGCCUGAGAUUGAGUUCCCGGUGCCCGAGGUGCAGGCGCCCAAGCUGGACCUGACGGAGAAGGCCUGGCCCGUUGCCAGCCCUGACACCCUGCAGCCCCACACAGACCCUCGGGAGAAGCUGGAGAAACCCCCUGUGAGAGAAGCCAAGGGUAAAGCCAAGAGCCAGCACACAGAGCCCCAGCAACCCGAGCACGACUUCCUGGGCUGCAUGUCCAAGCGCUCGGGCCUUCCUCGCUGGAUCCUGGCUGCCUGCCUCUUCCUCUCCAUCAUGGUGAUGCUGUGGCUGAGCUGUGCCAGCCUGGUGACGGCCCCGGACCAGCACGUCAAGACCCAGCCACUGAGCAUCAACGGGGAUAAGGAGUACCUGGAGGACCUGGCUGCCCCGGCCCCCUUCUCCCUGCACCCCGUCAUCGCGGUCACCAUCUGCCCAGCGGAUGACAGCGAGGAGGCAGGGCCGCUGCCAGUCAAGGUGGACCUGGACAGAACCGUCCUGUAGAGCCCCUGCUGCCACUGUCUCCAGGCCUCGUCCCCUGUGAAUGCUUGGAUGCAGCCUCCCCUCCCCUCCUGUUUGUUCCCUCCCUGCUCCGUCCCUCCGCAGAGCAGCCAGGCAGGGCCGUGCACCACCAGCAUCACAGGUGUGGUCUCCCCCCCACCCCCUGGGCCUGGCCUUGCUAUCCGGGGAGAAGGUCCCUGGGGCUGGGGCUGGGGCUGCAGAGGCAUCACGUGGGGCAGAGCUCUGUGCUGACUCUUUCUGCCUGUGCUCCUGAGUCAAGUCCCAUCUUCCCUGGUUCCACCGCCAGCCCCCUGGGGUGGGAGAGCACUGGGGAGUGCAGAGGGGUGGGGAUCUUGCCCCCGCUUUAGACUGCCUGGGACUGAGGAGGGCACGCGAGCUACCUGGACGGUAGGAAUAGCCUCCUGUCACCUUGCUCAUCUGGAGCCAGUUGGGCAGGAGUGUCCGGCUGGGGUGCAGCCUGCCUGCUGGGACGGGGGCACAUGCCUCGCAGGGGAGGGUCCCGGGUGAGCUCCCCUCCCGGCAGGUCCGGCAGCCCCACUCUGGCCACCUCAGAGGGGAUCCAGCUGGAGGUCCUGAGUGCAUCUGGGGCCCCGGUCAUGGUAGCUGGCAGGCACCUCCCCAAGCUUGUGGUUUCCUCUCUCUGCCCCUCGCCCUGCAAGAUCUGAGGGAGAUGAGGCCCCACAGGGCUCGGUCUAGCUCCAAGAGUGCGGCUGUGCACUUGGGGUGGCCCCGAGCCAGGGGGGAGCAUCUCACUCCCAUCCUCUCCGGCCUGGUCUGCAUUAGAGCAACCCGUGUAACCGGUGCCAGGGGUUUGCACUCCUGCGGCUUCCUUCCCUCCUUGCAGUCAAUCCAGAACGUAGAUGGGGCCUGGGGGCUGCAAUGCAGCAGACAGCGCAACGCCCUGCCUUGCUGCCCUCUGCUCCUGGGCAGGGCCCCGGGCUGUGGCAGGAGCUGCCCAAGUCGGUCACGUUUGGAGAGCAGCUGGCAGCACCAGGCUGCUGCUGUGGGAUCUGGCUGAGAGCUGGCAGCCCCGAGCCAAGCCGGAGGAGGUUCCCUCCAGCUGCCGGAGCAGGAGGGCAGAGACCCCGUCACGAGCUGCAGGGGAACCCCCUGUUGUCCUGACGUGGGUCACGCUGCCCGGGCUGCUCUGAUGGGCACAAUGGUGCUGGAGGCAGGCCAGCUGGGAGGCCCUGCCCUGCUUUCCCAGCUGCCCUGAACCCAGUCCCAGGUCCUGAGCGCCAGCCCGAGCAGACUCCAGUGGCAGGGUGGGCCCGGGGGGCCACUCUUGCUCCUGUGUCCAGGGCCCUGGGACAAGCGUGCCAACCGCGCCGCUUCCUGUGGCUCCGACAGCUCUAGGCUGUGCGCUGACUCCCUCGGCGGUGCCGCGGGGCCACCGCCUAUCCCCGACGUCCCACGUCCCUCUCUCACGGCUUUGCCUGCUCUGGCAUGUGGGUCUAAGUCCCUGUAGCAUGCUCCGUCCAUGCUGCCCUAGAGCACGCCCUCUGCAAAGGACGGACAGCUGGACAGCAGGCAUGCCAGCCGUCUCCUCGCCUGCCGAACGCUGUCUGUACAGAUUAACUUAUUACCUUUCCCUCCCUCGCCUGUGUUUUUAAAGAUGUAUGUCUAUAUAGAGAUCAAGCCUUCCCUUUGCUGACACCAUCUCACUGGUUUCUGUAGAGUGCAUCACUGCACAGAGACUACUGUCCCUUUCCCCCCUUGAUUUCCGUAGUGCUCCUUAUCACUUCUACCAUGUGCAACAUAUCUGUGUGUGCGGGCCGGGGCUGUGCCAUGGGGGGGUGGCAAACCUGGUGGGGUGGGAUGGGAGGGGGGUUGUGUGUUUUCUGGGGUGCAUCCCAUGGUUUCUCAUUGCUGCUUUUCAUCAGCGCAGCUCGGUGCAAAGCUGGUGGAGUCUGUGGUGUUGUGCUGGCAGGCGCGUGCGAGCCAUUAAUGUUCCCAUAGUGGAAAGCCCGUCUUGGCUGUGGCUCCGAGGGGAGCUGGGUUGAAUGCGGGGGGCGGGGGGCGGAGAGUCGUGGGGCAACUGCAGAUCCAUCUGUGUAUCCAUGUCUGUCUAGAAGUGUUGGAGAGAGAUGGUUUGUUGUUUUUAUUUAAAAUAAGAAGAAGCCUGGGGGUGGGGGGUGGGA